AUGAAUGGUGACGGCGGAAGCACGACGACGUCGCAAAUCGAAAUGAACACGGCGAUCGAGGAGGAGGCGCCGAGAAGAUGGCCGAAUUGGUGGCGCCGGCGGUGGGCGACCGCCGAGUCCGUUCUGUUGGCCAUGUUUAGUGAGGUUCGGAGGGAAACGUUGAAAAAAGGCGACUUUUUCUGUUUUCCGUAAAAUAUUACCUGAAAAUUCACGACGAAAAUUGAAUUUUCGCUUUUCGCAAAUUUUCCGUUUUUUUUUCCAGAUCGCAAUGACAUUCUACGUGCUCAUUCACUGGCUUCUCGCGGGCGGAGCGCAAAUUUUGUACGGCAACUAUGGUAACCGACACUAGACGCAAAAAUGCACACAAUCGGGCGUACCGUACCCCUUUCCAGAUAGUAGCGCCUUCGUCUGUUUCCUCUAUUUCAUGGCCACUCUUCUCGCGUUCCUUUCGAUCAUGUCCAAUAUCAGUACACUCCUUGUUCCCCUGUUCGUGUACUGUGUCAGUGAAAAAGUAGCAUUGGAGACCACGAGAAGUACACGGCGGGUGGAGUGAUUUUUGAUUUCGUUUCGGUUUCCUUGAGGCCAAAGGCACAAAAAUGUCGAAUUUCAGACCGAAUUCAAAAAAUCGAUAUCCGCGUGUUCCUCUCGUGGUCUCCUUAACUUUUUUCUGGAAAAUUUACCGAAAACAGUUUUUUUUUUUCAAUUCUAGGGCACAAGCGGCUUCACUCUGUUAUUUCUCUUCCACCUGUCGAUUCUGAAUGUUCCGGGAGCCCGUGGUCUGUUCGAAACAGUGUGCAAGGACGACGCCAUCUCGAUGUUCUGCGACGCGGUGAAACAGAACGACGUGGUGACGGCGGUCAAGUGCUAUUCGCUAAUUUUGCUCUGCAUGUUAACCUGCGUCACCAUCUUUUUCCAGGUGGACCGGAACGAGGAAUAUGUGCGUGCUGCUGCAAGUUUUUUUUUCCGAUAAUAAUAGGGUUUUGGUCAGCUUUGGUCCAGUUUUCAUCAAUUUUGAAUAGAAAAAUCGCAAAUAGAGAAUCGAAUUCAAAAAUGAGUUUAGGCCCGUCGGCAGCAUCUGCUUCCGCGCGUCCCCUGGGUAUAUCCUCCAUUGGCGCAAAGGGAAACCCCGGUCGGAGCCAUAAAUGUCGAUGAGCCGCCCAGAUAUUCGGUAUAAUCUGAAAAAAAAAACAACCAUUUUUUGUUCAAUAACUCGUAUUUUUUGCAGACCUUGGAACCGCUGGAAUCGUCGAAACAGGCGGCUCCGAAUACCACAGCGCCCGCCUCGACGAUGACCUCUCCGCCCCGAUACAGUUACUGGGAGCGGACGUUCGGCGCGCGCAGAUCUCCGCAAGUUUCGACGGCGAUCGAGCCGGAAUCGAACAACAAUGCCUAG
This is a messenger RNA of Caenorhabditis sp. 36 PRJEB53466, 1393 nucleotides long. Lineage: Eukaryota; Metazoa; Nematoda; Chromadorea; Rhabditida; Rhabditidae. The record is from the annotation of a GenBank genome assembly.